CUAUCUCACUUUUAAAGCCAUGAGCCGCCUUUGCUGGGGGCUUCUCUUCAGCUGCCUGGGCUGUGGAAUCCUGCCUGGAGCCUGGGCUCAGUUUCCCCGGGUCUGCAUGACGGUGGACAGCCUGGUGAACAAGGAGUGUUGUCCGCCACUGGGCAGGGAGCCGGGCAACAUCUGUGGCUCUCAGGAGGGCCGGGGGCAGUGCACAGAGGUGCAAACUGACACCAGGUCCUGGAGUGGGCCUUACGUCCUGCGAAACCAGGAUGACCGCGAGCGCUGGCCGAGAAAAUUCUUCAACCGGACCUGCAGGUGCACAGGAAACUUCGCGGGCUAUCACUGUGGAGACUGCAAGUUUGGCUGGACCGGGCCCAGCUGUGAUCGGAAGAAACCACCUGUCACACGGCAGAAUAUCCAUUCCUUGACUUCUCAGGAGAGGGAGCAGUUCCUGGCGGCCUUGGACGUGGCAAAGAAGAGCGUCCACCCCGACUACGUGAUCACCACGCAACACUGGCUGGGCCUGCUCGGGCCCAAUCGGACCCAGCCUCAGAUCGCCAACUGCAGCAUUUAUGAUUUCUUUGUGUGGCUCCAUUACUAUUCUGUUAGAGACACAUUAUUAGGACCAGGGAACCCCUACAAGGCCAUAGAUUUCUCGCACCAAGGACCUGCCUUUGUUACCUGGCACCGGUACCACUUGUUGUGGCUGGAAAGAGAUCUCCAGCGGCUCAUUGGUAAUGAGUCCUUUGCUUUGCCCUACUGGAACUUUGCCACUGGGAGGAACGAGUGUGACGUGUGUACAGACCAGCUGUUCGGGGCAGCAAGACUAGAUGACCCGACUCUAAUUAGUCAGAACUCAAGGUUCUCCAGCUGGGAAAUCGUCUGUGAUAGCUUGAAUGACUAUAACCGCCGGGUCACCCUGUGCAAUGGAACCCAUGAAGGUUUGUUGAGAAGAAAUCAAGUGGGAAGAAAUAGUGAGAAAUUGCCAACCUUACAAGACAUACAAGAUUGUCUGUCCCUCCAGAAGUUUGACAAUCCUCCUUUCUUCCAGAAUUCUACCUUCAGCUUCAGGAAUGCCCUGGAAGGAUUUGAUAAAGCGGACGGAACCCUGGACUCUCAAGUGAUGAAUCUUCAUAAUUUGGUUCAUGCCUUCCUGAAUGGGACAAACGCUUUACCACAUUCAGCUGCCAAUGACCCUAUUUUUGUGGUCCUUCAUGCCUUUACCGAUGCCAUCUUUGAUGAGUGGAUGAAAAGAUACAAUCCUCCUGCAGAUGCCUGGCCUCAGGAACUGGCACCCAUUGGUCAUAAUCGGAUGUAUAAUAUGGUUCCUUUCUUCCCUCCGGUGACAAACGAGGAGCUCUUUUUAACCGCAGACCAACUCGGCUACAGCUAUGCCAUUGAUCUGCCUGUUUCAGUUGAAGAAACUCCAGGCUGGCCCACAGCCCUCUCUGUGGUCAUGGGAGUGCUGGUGGCUUUGGUUGGUCUUUUUGUGCUGCUAGCUUUCCUUCAAUACAGAAGACUUCGAAAAGGAUAUACACCCCUCAUAGAGGCACAUCUAAGCAGCAGGAGGUACACAGAGGAUGCCUAG
Carlito syrichta (Philippine tarsier) is the source of this 1579-nucleotide messenger RNA. It is a transcript of the gene DCT, whose product is annotated as dopachrome tautomerase. The record is from RefSeq and is a predicted model, not a curated record. The transcript is spliced from 8 exons. Gene Ontology annotation, biological process: melanin biosynthetic process from tyrosine; ventricular zone neuroblast division; positive regulation of neuroblast proliferation. NCBI's taxonomy places the organism in Eukaryota, Metazoa, Chordata, Mammalia, Primates, Tarsiidae. The coding region runs from base 20 to 1579 and encodes 519 amino acids. Gene Ontology annotation, molecular function: oxidoreductase activity; dopachrome isomerase activity. Gene Ontology annotation, cellular component: melanosome.